CAGAAAGACAGGAGCAGGAGAGAAAGAAGAGAGAACUGGAGAGGCAGGAGGAUGAAAAGAGAAAACAAAAAGAGUUGGAGAGGAAAGAGGAGGAGAAAAAGAGGAUGGAGCUAAAGGCGGAGGAGGAAUUACGCAGUGCAAAAGGCAAAGAGCAAACUGCUAUUGAAAAUUUGGAAAGACUGCUCUCCAGCCACUCUUCCCCAACACCCCCACCACCUCGCCUGUCUUCUGUUGCUGCACCUCCUUCAGGUCCAUCGCCACCCAACUCCCAGGCUUCACCCCCCUACCCUUGGCUAAGCCGUGGUGGCCAAACAUCCACCACCACUACUCCUGCAGAAAGGCUGCGUCCGCCUCCUCUUACACCUCAGACAGAGUAUGCCAGAGAAAAGCAGAGACAGAGAGAGAUGUGGAGCAACAACGGCGGAACGACUUUCAUUCCCUCAUCAACAAACAGUACCUCAGGGAUGAAUCAGUCGGUAUACCCCAAGCCCCCGGCAAUGCAAGCUGCACCCAACCAAUCCAAAGACUCGGCUAGGGAGAGAGACAGCAGCCAACACUCUCUCCCUAGCUUGGCACUUAGAGAGCCCCCCAAAUUGUAUCAGGCUUUUCCCAGAGAAAACCUUCCACCACCACCUUUAUCCUCCACCUCCACCUCCAGAAGGGGAAUCCUCAACAAGCAGGGGACAGGAGGAGGUUUGGAAAAUGCUGGCAGCUGCGCCUCUGACUCUGACAGUGCUCAGUUUGAGGAAGAGCCCUCUGAGAUGUCCACAUUGCUGCCUGAUGGCCUGGCUAACAUUAUGGCCAUGCUGGAUGAAUCUAUUAAAAAGGAAGAGGAGAUGUAUAACAGUGAAAAGACUGGAUCCACCGGUCUUCUUGAUAACUUUUCUCCUAGUGUCCAGCCUAUCAAGAGCUACCUGUGUGCCCCAGACCUCAUUCCAGCAACGAAGCAUCAGCCCAACCAGGAAGACUUUGGAUCCAAUCAGCAUGCUAGCCCUCCUGUGCUCAGCCGCCAAGGCUCUCUGGCAUCCCCUUGCAGCCGUACAUCUUCUCUGAAUGAGGAGGAUGAGGAUUACCUUAAACCCUCUCCAAAUGUCCCUCUUAACCCCAAACAGUCAAUGGACAUGGGAAUGGUAGUAGAGAACACCAAUUACCGCCACAGUGACCUGGCUAAACUUUAUGGCCUCCCUGAGCAAAUUAAAAGUGAGGUCGAUGAGGAGGACGAUGAAGAGGAUUCUGAGACACCAUCUUGUUCUCCACCACCCCAGAGACCCCACCUCCACCAAACAGGUGUAAAUAGCAUGUUCAAGUCCCUGGCAACAGUCUUAGAGAGCCAGAAGUAUGCUUACCGUGGAGGGCCUUUUGGAAGACCACCUCCAUCAGCACUGGUUGGUGUCAAAUAUUCCUCUUCACUGUCACUGGGCCCUGACAUCUGCCGCCAGCAGCAAGGUAAUUCUCCCACAUCCGAUUCAACCAAUCCACCAUUCAGUCCAGCUGUGCCACCUUUCAAGUCUUCUCCUCCUCUACUAGAAGACAAGAAACUGAAAAUAGAGGAUGCUGAUGUCUGGAGAGAUGAAGAAACAACAAAGGAAAGAAUAAACUCUAGCAAAAAAGAGAGUCGCCCUAUGAUAAAUCCUCUCAAGGUGGUCAAGGAGGAGCAACUGCUGACAACGAUCUCUGAGUCUUCUCUAGCAGAGCUGGGCAAGAGCUGUGAGGUUAUGCUUAGUCGACAGUCACUUCCUAACAAGAACUUGCCUGAUAAACCCGACAGCCAUGUCAAAGUGGAGGACAGACAUAAAUCUGAGAAAGUAAAAGAACACAGAGAUAAAGACAGAAACAGAGAUAGAGAGAGGGAGAAAGAGAAGAAGAGGAAGCAUGGUCACAGCCACAGUAGCAGCAGGAAGCAUGAAGACAGGAAAGAAAAGAAGAAGCAUAGAGAAAAGAGAGAUGAGAUGGCCUCAUCCUCCUCCUCCUCUUCUUCAUCAUCAUCUUCCACUCAUUCCAGUUCCAGGCACAAGCGGCACAAGGAUGGCAAGAGCCAUAAGGAGAAAAAAGAUCGCAGAAUACUUGGUGAUCUCAACCUCCAGAGCAAGGAGGGAUCUGACAAGAAUCGGAGUCAUUAUGACACAGAUAAGAAGAAACGCAAGGAGGCCUCCAGUGCCAACUCCACCAGUGAAGGGGAGCAUGCAGAAUGUUCUUCUGAGCACACAAUGGGCUCUGAAUCUGGUUCUUCAUUGGGUUCAACGGACUUCUUGAAACUGAAAGCACUGUCAGAUGGGCCACCCAAGGAGCUGAAGAUUCGCCUGAUCAAGGUGGAAAGCGGGGACAGGGAGACAUUCAUUGCCUCUGAGGUGGAGGAAAAGAGGAUCCCACUAGAGGAAAUCAGCAUCAAGAACACUGCCAGUGAAAUCAUCAGGUCUUGCAAGGGAGCCAGAGUGAAAGGGAAGUUCAGAGAGUCCUACUUGCUCCCAGCCUUCUCUGUAAAGCCCACCAUGACCCCAGAGGAACCCAUUUCUAGAGAGAAACUCAACCCUCCUACACCCAGCAUCUACUUGGAGAGUAAGCGGGAUGCCUUCUCCCCUGUGCUGCUGCAGUUCUGUACAGACGCCAAGAAUCCUGUUACUGUCAUCAGAGGCCUGGCUGGAUCGCUCAGGCUCAACCUGGGGCUGUUUUCUACAAAGUCACUGGUGGAAGCCAAUGCAGAGCAGGCAGUGGAAGUUCGGACUCAGGUGCAGCAGCCUGCUGAUGAGAAUUGGGAUCCUACUGGGACAGGUCAGACAUGGCCCUGUGAGAGCAGCCGCUCCCACACCACCAUUGCAAAGUACGCCCAGUACCAGGCCUCCAGCUUCCAAGAGAGCCUGCAGGAGGAGAAAGGCAGCGAUGAGGAGGAGGAUGAUGAUGAUGAGAAGGAUAAGAAACCAUCCAACAGCUCUGAUACUCCCAGCAAGGACAGUUCUAAAGAAAGUAGCAGUGCUGAGCAGAAAGCAGUGGGGAAGAUAAUUAAAUUUGGCACCAAUAUUGAUCUGUCAGAUCCUAAGAGGUGGAAGCCCCAGCUUCAAGAGUUGCAAAAGCUGCCAGCAUUUAUGCGUGUAGCAUCCAGUGGAAACAUGUUGAGCCAUGUCGGACACACCAUCCUCGGCAUGAACAGUGUCCAACUCUACAUGAAGGUUCCAGGAAGCCGAACACCAGGUCACCAGGAGAAUAACAACUUUUGUUCGGUAAACAUCAACAUCGGCCCUGGAGACUGCGAGUGGUUCUCUGUCCAUGAGAACUACUGGCAGGCCAUCAGUGACUUCUGUGAAAAGCAUGGAGUGGACUACCUGACAGGAUCCUGGUGGCCGGUGUUGGAGGACCUCUACAACGCCAACAUCCCUGUGUACCGCUUCAUCCAGCGGCCUGGAGAUUUAGUGUGGAUCAACGCUGGAACUGUUCACUGGGUUCAGGCCGUUGGCUGGUGCAAUAACAUCGCCUGGAAUGUCGGACCUCUCAAUGCCUAUCAGUACCAGCUGGCCCUGGAGAGGUUCGAGUGGAACGAAGUCAAGAAGGUCAAAUCCAUCGUUCCCAUGAUUCACGUGUCCUGGAAUGUGGCCCGCACUGUCAAGAUCAGCGACCCAGACACUUACAAGAUGAUUAAACACUGCCUGCUGCAGUCCAUAAAGCACAUCCAGAUCCUGCGGGACCAACUGGUGGCUGAUGGCAAGAAGCUUUCCUACCAGAGUCGGGUCAAGGACGAGCCUGCCUACUACUGCAACGAGUGUGACGUGGAGGUGUUCGAUUUGUUGUUUGUGACAAGUGAGAGCAACAGCAGGAAGACGUAUGUGGUUCACUGUGAGGACUGCGCACGUCAGCGUAGCCCCAACCUGAACAACGUAGUGGUGCUGGAGCAGUACCGCAUAGAGGAACUCAUGAACACAUACGACUCCUUCAGCUUGGCCUCCUCCCGGUGACAGAGCCCUCCUGCGUCUCCUCAGCCAUAACCAAAACUCCUGCAAGCCAGGACAAAAGACACAGUUUCACUUUGGUUUUCAACUUACCCUUUCAUUAUUUAAAGAUCAUUUUUGCUACUACUACUGCUAAUACUUGCCGAACAGCCAGUUGAAUACGUUUACUCAUCAUUACUGUUUACAAAAAGAAAUACCAAGCCGCCAAUAACAUACCAGUUUACUCAGAUGGUGCUUUCAAACAGAAACCCUGGCAACCGUGAAGUUGAGAACCAGGGGGCAGUUGGUGCUGCCAUUGAACAAACUGUGGAGGGUAGUUUAUGGUUUCAAUGGCAUGUUUCUGUCAGUACCAGAGAGAACUUUUUUCUGUUGUUGUCGUCUUGAAUACUGAAAUUUGUACAUGCUGUUUGCAAUUUUUGUGGGGUGCUGUCUUUUUUAAAAUAAUUUAUUGUUUUGUUUUUUUCUAAACUAGAUCAGCCUAGAUAUAUACCACAUUGGCCUUGUAUUUAGAAAAGAGAGAAAAUGAAAAAUACUAAUAAUAGAGAUAUGAACAUUUUUCUAAAGCAUUAAGAAUUUUAAAAAAUACAAAUGUUUGGAAUGCUUCAAAACAUACGGGUUUCAACAACAUUGGUUGUUUUGGGGGGGAUUUCAUUUUGUCUUUCAGAUUCUUGUAUGUGUUGUAAAUCUUGUGUUUGUAUGAAUUAUACUUUUAUUUCCUCUGGAGAUUCAGUUGACACAUCAUCAGGUGUUUUUGUUCAUUUCUUCCAUCUCUGUAUGAACUCUUUAAAAAUGAAAGAAAAAAAAUCAUUGUCAUCUGGUGUUUGUGUGUUGUACCUCUGAUUGUUUUUGUUUCAAUAUGCAGAAUUAGUAUUUCCUGGAUUUUUUUUGGCAUUGUACAUUUAAUUUAAAAUGUUUUCUCUAUUUAUUGGAUAUCAACGUUCUCCCUUUUUUAAUAGGGUUGUACAAGUUUGCGUUUUUCUUCUUUAUUUUUUAUAGUGACCGACUGCUCUGUAAGAACUGAAAUGUGGGGGUUGUGUGUCCACAGGAGUGGAGGCUGCUGUUUCUCUGGUGCUUGCCUCUCACGACUCCUGCCUUUUUCUCCUGAUAUAUAUUAAAUGAUAUCUUUAUCUUGAAUAUAACGCCACCUUUCCUGUAGACGAUAGGCACACUGCUCACGUAGAGAAGAUGACUAAUGGAAUGCUGUGUUUGUAUGCUCAUUAAGGAAAAAAACAAGAAAUGAAAUGUUAAUUUUUUUUUUAUUAUGUAGGGGGCUUUUAGACGAGAAUUUAAUGAUUUUAUGAUAUCUGUUGAAUAUGAUAACGGGAUAGAUGGUGCUAAAUGUUCUCUUUGAACAACCUUUUUUUCUGUUUGUCUUCUUAAAAUGAGAAUUCUAUUUUUCCUGUUGCAAUAUUACCUUACCCCUUUCCUUCUCUUUGUGGUCAUUUAUUUAUAACUGCACUGUUUAGAGAAUUCACACAGACAUACUUGCAGACACACACACCAAACUGAGCCAGACAUGUCUUAAACACUUGUGAAUUUGUGUGACAUUACUAUGACUAUUAAUAAUAAACGCUUUUUGAUAAAUGCAGAA
This is a messenger RNA of Larimichthys crocea (large yellow croaker), 5529 nucleotides long. RefSeq names its product lysine (K)-specific demethylase 6B, a (gene kdm6ba). The transcript is spliced from 13 exons. The coding region runs from base 105 to 3944 and encodes 1279 amino acids. Gene Ontology annotation, molecular function: RNA polymerase II cis-regulatory region sequence-specific DNA binding; histone H3K27me2/H3K27me3 demethylase activity; chromatin DNA binding. The record is from RefSeq and is a predicted model, not a curated record. Gene Ontology annotation, cellular component: MLL3/4 complex. NCBI's taxonomy places the organism in Eukaryota, Metazoa, Chordata, Actinopteri, Sciaenidae. Gene Ontology annotation, biological process: regulation of gene expression; heart development.